AUGGUAGAAAAUCUUAAAGACCAGCCCUUGAAGACAUCCCCAAAAGAUGUUUGCACUGUUGCCAGUGAUAUUGAGGUAAAGUUGAUAUGCUACUUAAAACUGGGGAAACCUGGUAUUGCUCUGAAUCAUUCACACAGGAGCAUUAUUCCAAACCCAACUUCUCUCCAGAAUCACCUGCACCAAGCUGCUUGAUUUUGGUGCUUACGGAGAUAUUCUGGAGCUGCAAGGAGCCCCAUGAUUGCUGACUGUAUGUUCAUCACGAUGGGAGGCACCGCGUACGCAACAAGAGACCUCAUCCGUCUGUAUUGGCAGGCUAUAAUUCAAGAAGCUUUCAAGAGAAAAAUAUCUUUUUUGGCUAUGUGCAAACCAUUUGUGAAAGGAGAUGAGAGUGCCAAAAUAAAGGAGGCAGACAAAACCUUUGCUAAAAAGCACCCUGAUUACAUGCAGCACAUAUUUACAGGUCAUCACGGAAUUUACAUGUGGCCAGACAUGGCUGCAUCCCAGCAGUUCUUACUUACUCUAGAUUUCAGAAACAAAUAUGUUGGAAAAAACUUGGAAAGGUCUUUAACUAGAAAACAGCCAACCUUUUCAGGUACACCAACUUGCUUAAUGGCUUGA
This is a messenger RNA of Manacus vitellinus (golden-collared manakin), 618 nucleotides long. It is a transcript of the gene SPATA16, whose product is annotated as spermatogenesis associated 16. NCBI's taxonomy places the organism in Eukaryota, Metazoa, Chordata, Aves, Passeriformes, Pipridae. Gene Ontology annotation, biological process: spermatogenesis. Gene Ontology annotation, cellular component: Golgi apparatus. The record is from RefSeq and is a predicted model, not a curated record.